Messenger RNA from Merops nubicus (carmine bee-eater), 1033 nucleotides. Its product is annotated as A disintegrin and metalloproteinase with thrombospondin motifs 5. The transcript has 5 exons. The record is from RefSeq and is a predicted model, not a curated record. NCBI's taxonomy places the organism in Eukaryota, Metazoa, Chordata, Aves, Coraciiformes, Meropidae. Gene Ontology annotation, biological process: extracellular matrix organization; proteolysis. Gene Ontology annotation, cellular component: extracellular matrix. The annotation marks the transcript as partial. Gene Ontology annotation, molecular function: metalloendopeptidase activity.
CGCAAGUACGGGAAGGGGCUGCAGCACUACCUGCUAACCUUGGCCUCCAUCGCCUCCCGGCUCUACGCCCAUGCCAGCCUAGAGAACCACGUCCGGCUGGCCGUGGUGAAGGUGGUGACCCUCGGGGAGAAGGAGAAGGGGCUAGAGGUCAACAGGAACGCCGCCACCACCCUCAAGAACUUCUGCAAGUGGCAGCACCAGCACAACCGCCUCGACGACGACCACGACGAGCACUACGAUGCCGCCAUCCUCUUCACCCGCGAGGAUCUGUGUGGGCAUCACUCCUGCGACACCCUGGGCAUGGCAGACGUCGGGACCAUCUGCUCUCCCGAGCGCAGCUGCGCGGUGAUCGAAGACGACGGCCUCCACGCGGCCUUCACCGUGGCUCACGAAAUCGGGCAUUUGCUUGGGCUUUCCCAUGAUGACUCCAAAUUUUGUGAGGAGAACUUUGGCUCCAUGGAAGAUAAGCGCCUGAUGUCCUCCAUCCUGACUAGCAUCGAUGCUUCAAAACCCUGGUCCAAAUGCACUUCAGCAACUAUCACAGAAUUUUUCGAUGAUGGUCAUGGUAACUGUUUGCUGGACCAACCAAGAAAGCAGAUCCUGGGCCCUGAGGAGCUUCCGGGACAAACCUACGAUGCCAUUCGCCAGUGCAAACUGGCGUUUGGACCCGAAUACACAGUGUGUCCUGGCAUGGACGUGUGCUCUCGCCUCUGGUGUGCAGUCGUACGCCAAGGUCAGAUGGUUUGUCUGACUAAGAAGCUGCCUGCUGUGGAGGGAACACCAUGUGGAAAAGGGAGGAUCUGCCUCCAGGGAAAAUGUGUUGACAAAACCAAGAAGAAGUACUACUCAGCUUCAAGCCACGGUAACUGGGGGUCGUGGGGACCUUGGGGGCAGUGCUCCCGCACGUGCGGCGGGGGCGUCCAGUUCGCGUACCGGCACUGCAACAACCCGGCCCCCAGGAACAACGGGCGGUACUGCACCGGCAAGAGGGCCAUCUACCGCUCCUGCGGCGUCGCGCCCUGCCCGGCCCACG